AUGGAUGGAGAGAGAGAACACAUCCUUCACGACUGGCAAGAUGAGAUUCAUGUUCGAUGCCUAAAUAUUCCGAAGAAAUUAUACGAUCAUCCAGAAUUCUUACGAUAGAGGUGAAAUUCUUGGAAUCGCCAGUGUGGCUUCUGGGACGAGCGUGAACUCGCUGAAAAAUCGAGGACAAGGAAUUUUACAAAAAAUGGAGCAGAUGCCACGAUUUUCGUGGAUCGGUUUCUGUGUUACACCAGAAUGGCGGAAUUAUCAUUCCUUUCAACCUUUUCCACAGGGCCAUCUUUGA
Molecule: messenger RNA, 292 nt
Organism: Heterotrigona itama
Lineage: Eukaryota; Metazoa; Arthropoda; Insecta; Hymenoptera; Apidae
Source: the annotation of a GenBank genome assembly